GUUAAGAUAAGAAAGAACAAACACAUCGUUGAAGACAAAGUGACCUUAUAGUAAGUGAUGUACACAGCAAACUAUUCGGGGAACACACCCUUAUUUGAGUCCCAAUUGCGAUAACAAAUAAACCAGCUUUGUGUUGCACUGAGAUACGACUUGCCUAGAAGAAUGUUUGCACAGGAGUGACUCACGGAGUAUGUUCAAGAGUGGACAGUGAAGAUCAUCCUGGGCAGUUACUGCAGAAAAAGGAACUUAGACCAAGAGCAGCGUUUUGUGGAGCCCCACCAUUCUGAGCAAGAUGCCUGUGUCAGUGAAUUAUAAAUCAGUGACGGGUCCAGUCGGAAUCGUGAGAUUCUUCGAAAUCUUUCUCUCAUGUACGGCUUUCAGCCUGGUCGCCCACGUGAGGCAAUAUUACGGACCUUACGGGGGCUGGUGUAUGUUUUCAUGGUGCUUCUCUUUCGCCAUCUCAGUUCUGAUCAUUGUGCUGGAGUUGACGGCCUUUUAUUCCAGCAUUCCCAUAUCCUGGGAGGACUUCACUGGUUCCUUUGCAAUGCUCGCUGCGCUGAUGAACUUAACGGCCUCGAUAAUCUACCCAGCCGUUUUCCUCACCUCCAGCAACCAGGCGAGCCAAGACUUUAAGAUAGCUGCCACCGUUAUGAGUUGCUUGUGUUUUCUUGCUUAUGCGAUCGAAGUUGGCCUCACACGGGUAAGACCUGGUGAAAUCAGUGUAUUUUUAAAGACAGUUCCCGGCCUCCUGAAAGUGUUGGAAGCUUUUAUAGCUUGUAUAAUCUUUGUGAUAAUCGAGGGCUCGUAUCAAGCCAACGGUGGGCGGCAGUGGUGCAUGGCUGUGUACUGCAUAUGCUUCAUCAUCACCUUUUCCAUCAUCAUUCUAACCAUAGCAAGACUCAUUGUAAGGCUACCAUUUCCAUUUGAGAGAUUUUUGACCGUCUAUAACAUUGUGGCUGUAUUGAUGUACAUCACUGCUGCAAUCAUCUGGCCACUUUUUUGCUUCAGCGAGGGCUAUGGCCAGCCCACCAGACCAGCCAACUGUGUAAAAGGCAGAUGCCCUUGGGAAAAUCAGGUCAUCGUAGCUGUAUUAACUUUUGUAAAUCUUGUUGUGUAUAUAGUGGAUCUGGUUUAUUCUGCCAAGUUAGUGUUUGUCACUCGUGCAUAAAUGCUUCCGAAACCACAUCCAUUGGUAUUGGAGAAAGGAUAGCCUUGAUUGCUAUUCUGAAUGUGUCUAAAUACAUUGCAUCUUUCCAUUCUGUGAGCUGCCUCAUUUUCUGAUCAUUGAAAUCAAAUGUCACAAAAGGAAAUUUGCUUUCUUGAUUGUACUCAAAGUAAACAGGGAAGCCACACAAACUGGGAAGAUCCCAAAUAUGAUCUGCCGUUUGUGGCUGACCAGUAUUUGCCUUAGCUGUCUUUGCUUUACAUUGCAACUCAGUGAUACUAGCUGUUAGUGAACAUAUAGAUGGACAUAAGAUAAAGAGCACAAUUCAGAUUGGCUGCCAUUCUCGCAACAUUGAGUCACACACAACAUUUAACAGCUCAAAAUUCCUUUGGAUUUGACAUUUGUGCCACUAUGUUCCGAAAAGCAGUCAAAAGAGCCUGGGAGGAGAGAAUAUUAAGGACAGCGACUUGAAGCAGCGUCCAUCUUGAGCUAUGUUAAAAGUUGACUGCUUCUCAAUGUUUUGGAUAUUUUUUAGAAAAUAAAUUAACCAGGGUUACACAACUCACAAAGCAGACACUAGUAUGGAUGUCAAAUGAGCUUCAGAUUGCUCCCAACAGGAAUCUUGCAGCACAUCACUGAGGCAGACCUCCUGAGUGCAGCAGUAAUGUCGUGGCCGGAAGAUUCAGGUACAAGUCCCACCUGCUCCAGAGGUGUGUCAUAACAUCCCUGAGCAGGUUGUUUUCAAAUAAAAGGAUAACUCUCAAUGGAUUUUUGAAGACUUCUUUAUUGCAGGUUUGAUACAAAUUGAAUAUGUGACAGCUCUGGAAAAUACCCUUUUUUGUUGCACUGAUGCUAAUCUUGUGGCCAGUUGGAAAGAAAAUUGCAUAAAUUGUAAUGUAUUUUAUUCAACAUAGAAUCUGCAGCAGAAACACAGGCCCAGUCAGUCUGUACCAUUUUUUGUUUUAUGCAGAAGCUUUCUCCCACUCUAAUGAACCUUUCCCCAAUCUAAUUAGCUCAUUCCCUCCUUGCAUUCUUAUUCCUCCAUUCCAUUUUCCCACAUGUAUGCAACAAGCCUGCCCUUCAGAGCAUAAAUGCUUCUCAAGUUCUGUGUGGCAACUUGUUACACAUUCUUGCCGUAGCUAAAUCCUACAGGCUCUUUAGGUAUCUACUUGAUCAGCAAAGAUCUGAUGAAACCCUUAUGUAGUCCUAAACCGGUAACAAUUUUCCGAAAUCAACCCCAUCAAAUUCCUAUUUAAAGAGCCCUGUGAGGGGUCCUCUUUUUGCAGAGAAAAGAGCUCCAGUCUGUUCAGCAUUUCCAGAUAGUCACACCCUUGCAAUUCAGAUAUCACCUUCAUCAAUCUUAUCUGCAUUUUCCCUCAUGUUUCCAAAUGCAUUUUACAUAAUAGAUAUCAGAACUGUGUGCAGUGUUCCAAAUGUGGUCAAACCAAGGUUCUCUGCAAAUUUAAUGGUACUACCUUGUGUUUGUAUUCCAUUGUUCUAGAAAGGAAAUCCAGUACCUUUUUUGCACUCGUUAUGGCCUUAUUGACUUGUAUUGCUAAUUCUGAAAUUCAUCCAUUAAUAUUCCCAGGACUCUUCAUGUCGCUGUUCCAUUUCAUUACCUGUAUUCCAAGGAAUAAACUCCCUAACUCUACUGAACUCAACCUUCCCAGGUUUGACAAACUGAAUUUCACAAGCCUUACACUCAACUAAUCAUGCAGCAGCCCUGCACAUUAUUGCCUCAUUCCCAAGUAUUGUCUACAACUCUUGACACAGUAAUUCAAAUUUCCAAAUCAACAUGAUUCAUGUCUGUGACAUUUAAUAUCCCUUCCACAGCAAGUAUUCUUGUUAGUUGGCUGGAUGGUUCGUUCGUUUGUAAUGCCAACAGCAUGGGUUCAAUUCCUACAUCGAUUGAGGUUACCAUGAAGGAUUUUCCUUCUCAGCCUCACCCCUUGCCCGAGACAGGGUGACCCUUAGGUUAAACCACCAUUAGUUGUCUCUCUGUAAUGUAAGGGCACCCCUAGGGUCCAGCUGUCUAGGAGAGAUCAAUUUAUACUUAGAAAACAAGGUGUAGAGCUGGUUGAAUACAGCCUGCCAGGCAGCAUCAGAGGAGCAGGAAAGCUGAUGUUUUGGGUCUGGAUCCUUCUUCAGAUUUUCCUGAAGGAUCCAGACCAGAAACGUUAGCUUUCCUGCUCCUCUGAUGCUGCCUGGCCUGCUGUGUUCAUACAGCUCUACACCUUGUUAUCUCAGAUUCUCCAGCAUCGACAGUUCCUACUAUCUCUGUUUAUACAUAUCCUUGUUUGUUGUUUUACCAGAUUCUUUCAGUUGAGCCAGUACUAGACCUCUAAAUCCACAAGCACUGAUCAUUGUUACGCAUAUAGCACCUUCUGAAAAUGCUCUCAUUACUCUUAGCUUUUCAAAGAAUUCAAUAAGAUAAUUAAACAUGGCCUUCCUUUUAGAAGUCUGUGUUAACUAUAUUUGUAACUGUAUUGCCAGUCUAGAUGUUUGUUGAUCUUGUAGAAAAAAUACUUCUGAAUGUUUCCCUAAUUUUCCCAAGGUUGGUUCUCCCCCUCUUUGUGAUGAUGAAGAUUACAUUGUGUUGCCCAUGUCCUCUGGCAUUAUUCCUUUUUCUAUCACAUUUUCACGUGAAUAUUAGUAUCAUUGUCAUAUCCUUCCCAGCCUCAAUGAAGAAUUCAUGAGGGAAAUCCAAUAGCACCCAAGGUCUUGGUUCUAUUAUGGUUGAUUAUUAUCUCUGUCCUUUUGAUUUUAACUGUUUUAAUAAUCCUCUUAAAUUGGUCUACUCUUGCCAUUUCUCUGGCAGCCCCUUCAGUGACAAAGCGUUGGUUCAGUAUGCAUGCCAUUUCUCUGGCAGCCCCUUCAGUGACAAAGCGUUGGUUCAGUAUGCAUGCCAUUUCUCUGGCAAGUUUAUCCUGCAGUUUUACUUUUCACUACUCCUUGGCCUGUUUUAAUUCUCCUUUAUUUACAUGUCUCGAAAAAAUGGAUUCACUAUUUCAUUUUACAUUAUUCUACAGUUUCAUUUUGUAUUGGGCAAAGAGUUUUCAAUAUCUCAUUCCUAAAUCCAUUAUUAUUCCAUCAUUGUCCAUGACUUUAUCCAAGUUCUUUUCUUUAGAUUCAGUCAGCCCUCAUCUCUUCACUUAUUCAUGGGAUUUCUUGGCUAUUUGUUCUAAUUUUUCAAUGGACUAUAUUGUGUCUGAAUUAUAUCAAUUUUUCUGCAUUUCCUUUUCUUUCCACACCAGUGAAAAUUUCACGUCAACAUUUAGUUAGUGAGCUAUGUUGAAAUUAAAUGCGAAUCUGAUGGCAUUCAGCAUCAAGACCUGCUUCACUUCUGCAAAUGUUAACGGCAGAAAAUGUAUACUUAAGGAGUGUUGAGAUGUUUAUUUGAAAUAUCAGAAAUGAUUUGUGAAAAUAUUAGAUUAUUUUUCUGAAAAGACCUAUUCCUUCCCAACAAAAAUAAAUGUGUGACGAGCCACUUUAGUGCCAAUCAAUGUUAGAUAUAAUGUAAUGUAUGCCUUGGUUGCUGGACAUUAAGCCGCAUUUUGCUUUCAGUUUCUGGGAUUCUCUUUGUUUUGUAUCCUUUAUAGAUUCUCAAAGUGUUGUAAUUGAAGUGUAAAGGGAAAUGAAUUAAAGACGUUUUACAUUUUGUAUACAACAAAA
Messenger RNA from Stegostoma tigrinum, 4837 nucleotides. Its product is annotated as myeloid-associated differentiation marker-like protein 2. NCBI's taxonomy places the organism in Eukaryota, Metazoa, Chordata, Chondrichthyes, Orectolobiformes, Stegostomatidae. The transcript has a single exon. The record is from RefSeq and is a predicted model, not a curated record. The coding region runs from base 293 to 1168 and encodes 291 amino acids. Gene Ontology annotation, cellular component: membrane.